Messenger RNA from Dromiciops gliroides (monito del monte), 438 nucleotides. Its product is annotated as ubiquitin-conjugating enzyme E2 C-like. The transcript has 2 exons. The record is from RefSeq and is a predicted model, not a curated record. The coding region runs from base 1 to 438 and encodes 145 amino acids. Lineage: Eukaryota; Metazoa; Chordata; Mammalia; Microbiotheria; Microbiotheriidae.
AUGGCCUCACAGAACCAUGACACAGCCACUGCCAAUGCCCCCGCAGCCUUCCAUAAGGGGACUGAGCCUGGGGCAAGUGCAGCCCAUGGAUCUGUGGGCAAGAAGUUACAGCAGGAAUUGAUGACCCUAAUGAUGUCUGGAAACAAAGGAAUUUCUGCCUUCCCAGAGUCUGGGAAUCUCUUCAAAUGGGUUGGGACCAUCCACGGGGCUUCUGGGACAGUAUAUGAAGACAAGCUCUCCCUGGAGCUCUGUUUGGACAUCCUCAAGGACAAAUGGUCAGCUCUGUAUGAUGUCAGGACCAUUCUACUAUCUGUCCAGAAUCUGCUGGGAGAACCUAACAUUGACAGCCCAUUGAACACACAGGCUGCUGAACUUUGGACAAACCCCACAGCCUUUAAAAAGUACCUGCUGGAACCCUCUGUGAAACAGGUUGACUAG